Fonsecaea erecta is the source of this 1101-nucleotide messenger RNA. RefSeq lists its product as hypothetical. Gene Ontology annotation, molecular function: zinc ion binding; L-iditol 2-dehydrogenase (NAD+) activity. The record is from RefSeq and is a predicted model, not a curated record. Gene Ontology annotation, biological process: D-sorbitol catabolic process. Bases 1 to 1101 code for a protein of 366 amino acids. Lineage: Eukaryota; Fungi; Ascomycota; Eurotiomycetes; Chaetothyriales; Herpotrichiellaceae. The transcript has 4 exons.
AUGGCUCUCUCUAAUCCUGCAGUGUUCCUGUUUGGUCCCGGGCAGGCAAAGAUCCAGGACAGACCAGAGCCGAAGAUCACAGAUGCCACAGACGCCAUCAUUCGCAUCAAGUUUGUCGGUGUGUGCGGGAGCGAUGUGCAUUUCUGGAACCAUGGUGGCGUCAAUGGGAAAUUUGUCUCCGAAUCGAACCCUCUAGUCAUGGGACACGAGGCAUCAGGAACGGUACAUGCGGUUGGCCCUGCCGUCACCCAUCUCAGGCCCGGUGACAAUGUCGCCAUUGAGCCAGGUCAGCCUUGUCGUGCCUGUGACAGAUGCAAGGAAGGUCUCUACAAUCUCUGCCCGCGCAUGAAAUUCGCUGCUUGCCCACCGGACACCCCGGGCUGCCUGUCCAAGUACUUUAAGAUCCCGGCCGACUUCUGCUACAAGCUUCCCGCCGGAGUCAGUCUGCAGGAGGGCGUCCUGGCCGAGCCUCUUGCGGUGGCAGCGCACGCGGUGCGUAUGAUCGGUGUCAAACCGGGCCAGAGCUUGGUCAUCUUCGGCGCAGGCACCAUUGGCCUGGUAUGUGGUGCCGUGGCCCGCAUGUUUGGAGCAAAGAAGAUUGUGGCUGUCGACCUGCUAGACCACAAGCUGGAAUUUGCAAGGAACCUCAACCGGUCGAAUACUUUCAAACCUGAUUUGUCUGCGUCACCAGAAGAGAAUGCGGCGCGGCUGAUCGAGGAACAUGGGUUGGGACUCGGUGCAGAUGCCGUGAUAGAGGCCACGGGGGCUGAAAGUUCAAUCGUUGCAGCCGUGCAUGUGCUUCGUCCGGGAGGAUCUUGUGUGCAGACAGGCCUGGGAAAGCCUGUCGUCAACUUCCCCAUUCUGGCCAUGAGCGAAAAGGAACUGCAUAUGCACGGUGCCUUUCGAUACAACCAGGGAGACUUCAAAGUCGCCAUGGACGUGCUGGAGGCUGGCACCUUACCCCUGAAGAGCCUCAUCUCCAACAUUUUCGACUUCGAGCAAACCACAGACGCAUGGGAGGCAACCAAACAAGGACGGGGUAUCAAGAAUAUGAUUCGAGGCUAUGGAUAUAGAGAUCCCGCAAGAAUUAGCCACCUAUAA